Messenger RNA from Gaeumannomyces tritici R3-111a-1, 300 nucleotides. RefSeq lists its product as hypothetical. The coding region runs from base 1 to 300 and encodes 99 amino acids. The record is from RefSeq and is a predicted model, not a curated record. NCBI's taxonomy places the organism in Eukaryota, Fungi, Ascomycota, Sordariomycetes, Magnaporthales, Magnaporthaceae. The transcript is spliced from 2 exons.
AUGGCCCAAAAAAAUGUUUUAAACGUACCAAACCGGCUAGCUACCGGGGAAAAACGUAAAAAAACUUCACAUUUUGGAAAGCCCGUAAAGAGCAUGCUUAACGCAAUACGCCAAAGCAAUUACCGCAUUUUAAACGUACGUUGUAGUAAAAAAUACUAUUGCUUGCCCGAAAAAAAAAUGGAAAAAUUUCCGAAUGGUAUAACGGACGGGCUUAAGCGUUCGGGUAGCGGUAAAUGCAUAUCGGCGGUAUUUAAACCCAUUAAAAGGGCGAAAAAAAAGCAUUUUAAAAUUAUUUAUUAA